GAAAGUCUUAAGUUAUAAAAUCUUUGCCAAAAACGAUCGCUUCUUCAGUUUGAGACUAGAAUUGAGAGAAGAAUUUGAAAUAUUUUUAAAAUAAAGCAAAACUUUGAAAACUUGAAUACAAUAUGAGAAGAAAGUUAACGAUUCUGUUCGCUCCGACCGACGGCGUCGGUCACGUCAACGCCUGCAUCGGUAUCGGAGAAGUGCUGAGAGAUAGGGGACAUCGCAUUGUGUUCGCUGUCUGUGAUAUCUGGAAGAAUAUGCUCAUCAAAUAUGGCUUCGAGGAAGAGAUCAUUCGCGUGGCCGAGAGUGACAACGAUGUGGAUCCGGGCACCUAUUGGGCCACUUUGUUCUCCAAGGGAGGGAUGUUUGGCUCCAAACCCCCGAUGGAAAAAAUGAAGAACUUCAACAAACUCACCGCCAAUGGUCUCAUUAAGCAGAUCCAGGCGUCCGACAGGAAGAUCAAAGACUGUGUCGAUAGAGUCAAACCCGAUAUUAUUGUAAUCGACGGCUUUGUUUGGAUGCCAUCGUUGAUGAACUCUGGCAUACCGUGGGUCUGGUCUGUCAGCACUAACUUACUGUCCAUCGAUCACGCCUUCGAUGACGAAGAGAUACCACCGGGAGGUUUAGGUCUUCCGGCAAACGGCGACAAAAAGUUGUGGAAAAAGUUAAGGGAAGAGAAGAACGAAGCGCUGACACAAACGUUAGAGAAUUUCAACAAUUGGCUCAUAGAUAACAACUUCCCAACACUUCCCACACAGAAACUGAUCACUCCUUCCCCUUAUCUCAACAUAUAUAUGGUUCCCGAAGAACUCGAUUACACAGACAUCACUAAAUUCCCGUCCAAUUGGCAUCGAUUUGAUUACUUCAUGCGUUCCGGUUGUGGCGAUAUCUUUGAAAUACCCGAGAAGUUGAGGAAUAGGACCGGAAAACUGAUCUACUUGUCGAUGGGAUCGAUGGGCGGCACAGACGUGGAUCUGAUGAAGCGGUUGGUGUCCAUUCUGUCCAAAUCGCAGCACCGGUUCAUCGUAUCGAAAGGUCCACUCCAUGAGCGGUUCGAGUUGGCGGACAACAUGUGGGGCGAGCAGACGGUGCCGCAGAUCAAAGUGCUGAAAGUGGUGGAUCUGGUGAUCACUCAUGGCGGGAACAACACGUUUACAGAGACCUUCUUCUUCGGCAAACCGAUGAUAGUGUUGCCGAUAUUCUGCGAUCAGUUCGAUAACGCACAGCGACUUCAGGAGAAAGAGUUGGGCCUAAGAAUAGAUCCGUACGAGUGCUCGGAGACCGAACUCCUGGACGGAAUCGACCGCCUAUUGAAUGACAAACAACUCAUUAAAAGAUUACAACGGAUUUCAAAACGCAUACAAAAAUCCAAAAGCAUUUCAAGAGUUACUGAACUUAUCGAAGGAUUGGCCUCUAAAUGACUUCAAAUGUGAUUUCAUUGAUAAUAAUCGGCAAACAAUACAUAAGUUUUUUGGUUAUCAAAAGCAAC
Molecule: messenger RNA, 1489 nt
Organism: Medioppia subpectinata
Lineage: Eukaryota; Metazoa; Arthropoda; Arachnida; Sarcoptiformes; Oppiidae
Source: the annotation of a GenBank genome assembly